GGUCUCUAGGGUGACAGGAAGGUGGAGCCGGUAGUGGCCGGUGCGGGAGGCUAUGGAGGAGCCAAGAGCCGCGGCUGGGACGGAGGCCACCGCAUCCUCUCUUGAAUGAAGGGAAGUCGCGGUCGCCGAGGGAAGCGGCUGUCCCUCGGCUUGAGCCGCGUCGCCUCCACGUCCGCUGGACAAGGUGAAGUCUUUCAUCAUGGCAAUUACACAGUUCCGUCUAUUUAAAAUUUGUACAUGCCUGGCAGCAGUACUAUCUUUUUUUAAAAGAUUGAUUUGCAGGACUGGAAGAGGACGAAAGCUUAGUGGAGACCAAAUAACUUUGCCAACUACUGUGGAUUUUUCAUCUGUUCCUAAACAACCAGAAGUAGAAGAUUGGUCUUCAUGGGAUGAAGAUGCCCCUACAAGUGUGAAAAUUGAAGGUGGUAAUGGCAGUGUAGCCAAUCAACAAAAUGGAUUGGAAGAAAUGGAGCCUGAUUACUUUAAGGACAUGACACCAACAAUAAGGAAAACACAGAAAAUCAUUGUUAAAAAACGUGAACCUUUAAAUUUUGGCAACCAAGAUGGUAGUGCCGGAUUUUCAAGUAGAUUAGCAGCUACACCAGAUGUUCCUUUUAUUCAUCAAUCUCCAGAACUAGGAGACUUGGAGACAUGGCAGGAAAACAAAAAUGCUUGGGAAGAAGAAGAAGAUGCUUCCUGGCAAGCAGAAGAGGUUCUGAGGCAGCAGAAAAUGGCAGAAAGAGAAAAACGGGCAGCUGAGCAACAAAGGAAAAAAAUGGAGAAAGAAGUACAACGGUUAAUGAAAAAAGAACAGAACAAAAUCGGUGUGAAGUUGUCUUAAUGCCACUUCUUAUGCCAGCAAA
Protobothrops mucrosquamatus (brown spotted pit viper) is the source of this 863-nucleotide messenger RNA. RefSeq names its product estrogen receptor binding site associated antigen 9 (gene EBAG9). Bases 200 to 841 code for a protein of 213 amino acids. The transcript is spliced from 7 exons. Lineage: Eukaryota; Metazoa; Chordata; Lepidosauria; Squamata; Viperidae. Gene Ontology annotation, cellular component: secretory granule. The record is from RefSeq and is a predicted model, not a curated record.